Eimeria necatrix is the source of this 1308-nucleotide messenger RNA. RefSeq names its product membrane skeletal protein IMC1, putative. The transcript has 3 exons. The record is from RefSeq and is a predicted model, not a curated record. NCBI's taxonomy places the organism in Eukaryota, Apicomplexa, Conoidasida, Eucoccidiorida, Eimeriidae. The coding region runs from base 1 to 1308 and encodes 435 amino acids.
AUGAAGGCCUUCAGCGAGUGUUGCGCGCCUUGCUGCCCUGGCGACGCCGAAACGGAGCAGGCUGAACAACAACUUCAGCAGGGCCAACUACCUCCUGGAAGUCGCCUGGUUUCUGGAACUAUUGCUCAGCAAGGAGAACCAAGAGUUCUGGAGCCUCUUGUUCAGGAACGUAUUGUGGAAGUCUUGAAGCAUGAAAUAGAAGAACGGAUCAUCGAAGUGCCUCAAGUGCAAUAUGUUGACCGCAUUGUUGAGGUCCCUCAGACUGUCGUGCAUGAAAAGAUUACCCAUGUGUCCAAACCAGUCAUUCAGGAGCGCAUAAAGCACGUUCCAAAGGUGGUUUACCAGGAGAAGAUAGUAGAGGUGCCCCAAGUCAAGGUGGUUGACAAGAUUGUAGAAGUGCCCCAGUACGUCUACCAAGAAAAAAUAAUUGAAGUCCCACGCGUGGUAGUGCAAGAGAGAGUUAUUCCAGUUCCCCGCAAGGUUGUGAAGGAAAAGCUUAUUGAAAUCCCUGAAGUGGAGUACCGCGAUGUCGCUUUCGAGCAACCUAUCGAGGUUACCGAGGAGGUCAAGGAAGAAGAAGUGGUCGAGAAAGCGUAUACCCAAGUUGUGCAACGACCCUUUGAAAUGGAAAAGGUUGUCGAAGUGCCUCAUAUUCAGCACACCUACAGGAAUGUGAUGACCCCGCAGUAUAGGCACAUACCAAAGCCAGUCGAGGUCCCAAUGACUCACUACAGGCCCAUCCCCGUCGAGAAACUUGUCGACCGUAAUGUUCCAGUACCAGUAGAGCUUCAAAUUGUGCAGGAAUACCUAUGCCCGAAGAUAGAACCACGAUACAAGGAAGUUCCAGUCCCUGUACACGUGCAGCGAACAAUUGAACACCCGGUGCCAAAGGAAGCCAUGGGGAACCCGCAACUCCUCCCCCUCUACUACCAAGGAAGCAAAGAGCAAUUCAAGGGAAGCUUUCAGCCUGGCGGGGCUUGCUACACAAUGUCCUCGUGCUGUGCCCCGAGGGUUGACCACAUUACAGAAGCUACGGCGGGAACGGUCGAAGUGCUUGCUCAAGCUGGAUACCCACAGCAGCACCCCAUGGGUCCUCCACCUCCAGCUCCCAUGAUGGCCCAAGAACAGCAGCCCACGCCAGCAGAUCAAGAACCAGCCCAGCAACAAACUCCGGACGCUGGUACAGAACGUAUGAGUACAAUGCAGCGCGAAAUGCUUGCUGCUGCAGGCCGGCAAGCCAACCCGUAUGUGCAAGUAUCUGUCACUCCACUGGCACCUGGACAGAAGUCCGAAAUAAACAUACAGUAG